This is a messenger RNA of Pezoporus flaviventris, 3236 nucleotides long. Its product is annotated as serine/threonine-protein kinase WNK3-like. The record is from RefSeq and is a predicted model, not a curated record. The transcript has 18 exons. Gene Ontology annotation, cellular component: cytosol; cytoplasm. The annotation marks the transcript as partial. Gene Ontology annotation, biological process: monoatomic ion homeostasis; positive regulation of sodium ion transmembrane transporter activity; positive regulation of potassium ion import across plasma membrane. NCBI's taxonomy places the organism in Eukaryota, Metazoa, Chordata, Aves, Psittaciformes, Psittacidae. Gene Ontology annotation, molecular function: ATP binding; protein serine/threonine kinase activity; potassium channel inhibitor activity.
AUUGAGGUCUAUAGGAGCCAACCAUGGCCACGGACUUGAGCCCCACCAAAGCCCCCCCAAAGCGCUUCUUCCGCAAGAGCGUGGAGCUGCUGGAGGAGGAGCGGGGCCCCCCCAGCGAUGGAGGGGACCAAGAGCUCCGGGGGGGGGUCCCGGGGGGGGGGUCGGGCAGGGAGGAGGUGGAGGAGGAAGCGGAGAUGAAGGCAGUGGCGACGUCGCCGGGGGGCCGCUUCCUCAAGUUCGACAUCGAGCUGGGCCGCGGCGCCUUCAAGACCGUCUUCAAGGGCUUCGACACCGACACCUGGGUGGAGGUGGCCUGGUGCGAGCUGCAGGACCGCAAGCUGACCAAGAUGGAGCAGCAGAGGUUCAAGGAAGAGGCUGAGAUGCUCAAGGGGCUGCAGCACCCCAACAUCGUCCGCUUCUACGACUCCUGGGAGUCCACGGUCAAGGGCAAGAAGUGCAUCGUCCUGGUCACCGAGCUGAUGACCUCCGGCACCCUCAAGACGUACCUCAAGAGGUUCAAGGUGAUGAAGCCCAAGGUGCUCCGGAGCUGGUGCCGGCAGAUCCUGAAGGGGCUCCACUUCCUGCACACCCGGACACCCCCCAUCAUCCACCGGGACCUCAAGUGUGACAACAUCUUCAUCACGGGCCCCACGGGCUCCGUCAAGAUCGGGGACCUGGGCUUGGCCACGCUCAUGAGGACCUCCUUUGCCAAGAGCGUCAUUGGGACCCCCGAGUUCAUGGCGCCGGAGAUGUAUGAGGAGCGCUACGACGAGUCGGUGGACGUCUACGCCUUUGGGAUGUGCAUGUUGGAGAUGGGCACCUCCGAGUAUCCCUACUCCGAGUGCCAGAACGCGGCGCAGAUCUACCGCAAAGUCACCAGCGGCAUCAAGCCGGCCAGCUUCUCCAAGGUGACCGACCCGGAGGUGCGGGACAUCAUCGAGGGCUGCAUCCGGCAGAACAAGGCCGAGAGGUUGUCCAUCCGGGACCUGCUGAACCACGCGUUCUUCGCCGAGGACACGGGGCUGCGCGUGGAGCUGGCCGAGGACGCGGUGGGGCCCGAGCCCUGCCUCGCGCUGCGCCUCUGGGUCGAGGACCCCAAGAAGCUCAAGGGCAAGCACAAGGACAACGAAGCCAUCGAGUUCAGCUUCAACCUGGAGGCCGACGUCCCCGAGGAGGUGGCCUACGAGAUGGUGAAAUCCGGCUUCUUCCAUGAGAGCGACUCCAAAGCCGUGGCCAAAUCCAUCCGGGACCGCCUGGCCGUGGUCCGGAGGAGCCGGGAGAGGAAGCAAGCCGAAGGUCGGGCCCCCGCCGAGAGCGAGGACACCGAGGUGGAUCAGCACGUGCGGCAGCAGCUGCUCCAGCAGCACGCAGCCGAGGGGCUCUUGGACACUGGACCCAUGGCAGAUGCCACCAGCAGCCGUGGUCUCCUUGGGUGCUACCAACCAGGCCCCCCCCAAGAUGGGGCGUCCCCCCCUUGCGCCCCCCACGUCCCAUUACAGGUGGAGGGGACAUCGAUGGACGUCACCGGCGGUCCGGAGAUGCCACCAGCAAGCGGGAUGCCGUUGCCCACCGGGAUGCCACCAGGGCCAGGGAUGCCAGCACGAAGCGGGAUGCCACCAGUCCAAGGUGGUCUGGAGAUGCCACCAACAAUGGGGAUGGCACCGGCUCCACCUGGGAUGCCACCAGCCCAAGGGAUGCCACCAGCCAUAGGGAUGCCACCACCUAUGGAGAUGCCACCAACCAUGGAGAUGCCACCAUCCAUAGGGAUGCCACCAGCCAUAGGGAUGCCACCAACUAUGGAGAUGCCUCCAACCAUAGGGAUGCCCUCAUCCAUAGGGAUGCCCGCACCCAUUGAGAUGCCCCCAUCCAUAGGGAUGCCCUCAUCCAUAGGGAUGCCCGCACCCAUUGAGAUGCCCUCAUCCAUAGGGAUGCCCGCACCCAUGGAGAUGCCCCCAACCAUAGGGAUGCCCCCAUCCAUUGGGAUGCCACCAAGCAUGGAGAUGCCCUCAUCCAUAGGGAUGCCCCCAUCCAUAGGGAUGCCCCCAGCUCCAUCCCCGCUCCCCCUCCCCAUAGAGAUCCCACCUCCCCAUCCCCCCCCCCCAGCCGCCCCCCUCCCACCCCCCGACCCCCCGGACCCAACCCCCUCCCUGCGCGUCCCCGAGGCCGCCUCCACCCCCCCGGACGCCGGUGGCCGUGGGGACCGAUGGCGCCAGCGCCGCGCUUCCUGCCCGCGGCCCCGCUUCCAGCUCACCGCGCUCCAGGUCUCCUCACCGGGGGACAACACGCUCGAGUGCCAACUGGAGACCCACGACUGCAAGACGGUGACCUUCAAGUUCGACGCCGAUGGGGACGCCCCCGAGGACAUCGCCUCUUACAUGGUUGAGGACAACUUCGUGUUGGAGGCCGAAAGGGAGAAGUUCGUGGAGGAGCUCAAGGCCAUCGUGGCGCGGGCGCGGGGGCUCCUCGGUGCCCCCCAUGUGGACCCCCAGGUUGGAGCGAUGGAGCCGGCGGCGAGCGAAGGGGCCCCCCAAUCGUCCCCUGUGGGUCGCUGGAGGUUCUGCAUCAACCAAACCAUCAGGAACAGGGAGGCCACCGGUCCUGGGGGUCCCGCAGCCCCUCGCCGAGCCCUGGGCAGCUCAGACGCCGGUGGCCCUCAAGCAGCAGCAAUGGGGCCGGAUGGCGCAGGGCUCCCCACGCCCCAUAGCCCAGAGGCCGCUGGCCCCAUAGAGCAUGGGGUCGGUGGCCCUCGAGGGCAGGAGGAGGCCGUCCCCCAGCCUGGGGUCCCUCGAGGCUUUGGAGCACCCCAAGAGCAGGAGGACCCCGAUGGAGAGGGGGGGACGGGGCCCAAAGGCCCCCCCCAAGGCCCCGGUGCUGUGGGGCAGGAUGGGGCUGAGCCACCGGAGCCCCCGGGACACCGGGAUCAGGGGGGCGGUGAGGCCGGAGCCUGCCAUGGGGCCGGGGACCCCCAGCACCAAGAGCCGGAUGCGACCCAAGGAGCGGAGGUGAUCGGCACUGAGCCCCCCGCGCUGGAUGGCCCCCCCCCCUCCCGUGCCCCCGGUGCCUUCGCCCUUGGCUUCAGCUGCCCCCGCCUCAAGAACCCCGUGGGGAGGAGGGGCUGGGGCCGCCGCAUCAAGACCUGGGCCCGGCGCCUGCGCCCGCCCCCCCCCGCCGGGAGCCCCCCCCGCGCAGAGGAGCAGCAGGAUCUUGGGGACCACUCUGGGCCAGGUCAUUGCCAG